CGGACCGGCGGGGCCGCUGGCGACUCCUGGGCUCUGGACAGGCUCUGCAGCUCUGCCGCGCGCAAGGAAAAAGUUGACAUGUCUAGAUUCCCUGUUGAAAAUAUUAGAAAUUUCAGUAUCAUUGCACAUGUGGAUCAUGGCAAAAGUACUUUAGCUGACAGGCUCCUGGAAUUAACAGGGACAAUUGAUAAAACAAAGAAUAAUAAGCAAGUUCUUGAUAAAUUGCAAGUGGAACGAGAAAGAGGAAUCACCGUUAAAGCACAGACAGCAUCUCUUUUCUAUAAUUGUGAAGGAAAACAGUAUCUGUUAAAUCUCAUCGACACACCAGGCCAUGUUGAUUUUAGUUAUGAAGUAUCCAGGUCACUGUCUGCUUGCCAGGGUGUUUUACUGGUGGUUGAUGCAAAUGAGGGUAUUCAAGCCCAAACUGUAGCAAAUUUCUUUCUUGCCUUUGAAGCACAACUAUUGGUAAUUCCAGUUAUAAACAAGAUAGAUUUGAAGAAUGCUGAUCCUGAAAGGGUUGUAAAACAAAUUGAAAAGGUGUUUGAUAUUCCAAGUGAUGAAUGCAUUAAGAUUUCUGCUAAACUGGGAACAAAUGUUGAAAGUGUUCUUCAGGCAGUCAUCGAAAGAAUACCCCCUCCUAAAGUGCAUCGCAACAGUCCCCUGAGAGCUUUGGUAUUUGACUCCACCUUUGACCAGUAUAGGGGUGUGAUAGCCAACAUAGCAUUAUUUGAUGGAGUGGUUUCAAAAGGAGAUAAAAUUGUAUCUGCACAUACUCAAAAGACAUAUGAAGUUAAUGAAGUAGGAGUUCUGAAUCCUAAUGAGCAGCCAACUCAUAAACUGUAUGCAUAA
This is a messenger RNA of Myotis davidii, 849 nucleotides long. RefSeq names its product GUF1 homolog, GTPase (gene GUF1). Gene Ontology annotation, molecular function: GTPase activity; mitochondrial ribosome binding; GTP binding. The record is from RefSeq and is a predicted model, not a curated record. Lineage: Eukaryota; Metazoa; Chordata; Mammalia; Chiroptera; Vespertilionidae. Gene Ontology annotation, biological process: positive regulation of translation. The annotation marks the transcript as partial. The transcript is spliced from 10 exons. Gene Ontology annotation, cellular component: mitochondrion.